AUGAGGAAGUUCAGACCGUGGAAACUCCGCUGUCCUGCCAUCCGCCUGCCCUCACUGACUGCGUUCUCUCUCUGGAGGAGGGCCGAGCCCACCACCUCAUCCAAAGGGGACAUGUGUAAGAGCCUGACUACUGCCGAGUGGAAGAAAAUCUUCUAUGAGAAGAUGGAGGAGGCAAAGCCUGCCGACAGCUGGGAUUUCAUCAUGGACCCUAACCUGCAGCACAAUGUUCUGGCCCCAGGCUGGAAGCAGUACCUGGAGCAGCAUGCCUCGGGCAGGUUCCAUUGCUCUUGGUGCUGGCACUCCUGGCAGUCUUCGCACGUGGUCAUUCUUUUCCACAUGUUCCUGGACCCGGCCCAGAGGAUGGGCUGCGUGCGGAUGCGGGUCUUUAAACAGUUCUGCUACGAGUGCGGCACCGCCCGGCUGGACGAGUCCAGUAUGCUGGAGGAAAACAUCGAGGGCCUGGUGGACAAUCUCAUCAUCAGCCUCCGGGAGCAGUGCUACGGCGAGCGCGGCCAGUACCGAAUCCACGUGGCCAGCCGCCAGGACAACCGGCGCCACCGCGGGGAGUCGUGCGAGGCCUGCCUGGCGGGCAUCAACCACUGGAAGCCCAGCGACAAGCUGCUGGAGGAGGAAGCCACCACCUACACCUUCUCCCGGCCGGCCAGCCCCAACAAGGCCUCGGAGGGCAGCCAGGGCUGCAACUUCUGCUCCAUCCCCUGGUGCCUCUUCUGGGCCACGGUGCUGCUGCUCAUCAUCUACCUGCAGUUCUCCUUCCGCAGCUCCGCCUGACGGGCCGGCGCGGUGGGCAAAGCCACAUGCCCGAAGAGGCAGGGACAGGGUCGGCUGGCCCGGACCGCCUCGGCUUUGCACAUUCCAGGCGUGGCUGUCUAGAGAAGUCCUGCGGAGGUGGCUCUGAUCUGCUUCCUCUGGCCCCAUUCUUUAUCUCCUCUAGAACUCCCACUAAAUCCCCCCACCACUGGCUUUGUCCCAUUUCUGUGACCUUCUGUUAAAUGAUAGACACCGAUGGUUACCCUCAGAGAGGGUAGAUGAGGAAACCGCUGUCUGCAUCCUUUCCAACGCUCUGUCCCACAAAUAAGGACAUUUGGGACCUCAGUCCUCCCUCCCUCUCCUCCCAGUCCCUAGGGUUCAGUGUCUGAGGCUGGUCUUGACUGCUGGGGAUUGUCUUGGCUCAGAACAGUCAGGAAUAAAAAUGAAAAUUCAGCUCCCCACCCACCACACCCUGAUUUAUGGAGAUGCCUUGGGAUCCUAAGGACUGUCCUGUUUAAGGACUCUCAGCCUGAGCUGUUCUGUGUCUCUGGCCCAUCACCUCUGGAUGGAGGAAGGAGAGGAUGUGAAUAGCAGAUAAUAGAGGCCCAAACUUCUAGAGCUCACUGGGCCCUUGGGAGGUCUGGGAAGAAACCCAAAGCUGAAGAACAGCAGGGACUCCAGAGCAGAGGAGACAGCCCUCCUGGGCGCUGUUGUUAAAACCAGCUCUGGGCAGCUGGGCAUCACUGCUCAAGAGACUUCACCUCAACUUAGCACAGGGCCUGGCACGUAGUGGGUGCUUAAUAAAUGCAGGUCGACUGACUGAGAUGGGGGACUGGAGGGAAUGAUGGUGAGGGGGAGUGAAUGAGUGAGAAACUCUGCCUGUAGAGAAAGGUUAUAGCAACCAAAGUCGUUCAUGUGGGGAUGAAGCCUUCUCAUGUGGAGACUUGGGGGGGAUUUUCUGACCUUGAGUGGGAGGAUGAAUUGGCCUCAGCUUAGUGAGGCAAUCCAUUAGCCCACAGCUUUGUGUGGAGGCCCCAAAUUCCUUUCUACCAUGUGCUAAUGGUCCCUACCUCCUGGGAUGGUAUCUUUGCCUGUUUUCUCAU
This is a messenger RNA of Phascolarctos cinereus (koala), 1871 nucleotides long. Its product is annotated as receptor-transporting protein 1-like. Gene Ontology annotation, biological process: detection of chemical stimulus involved in sensory perception of bitter taste; protein insertion into membrane; protein targeting to membrane. Gene Ontology annotation, molecular function: olfactory receptor binding. Gene Ontology annotation, cellular component: cell surface. Lineage: Eukaryota; Metazoa; Chordata; Mammalia; Diprotodontia; Phascolarctidae. The record is from RefSeq and is a predicted model, not a curated record.